Messenger RNA from Penicillium robsamsonii, 2991 nucleotides. Its product is annotated as Pfs NACHT and Ankyrin domain protein. NCBI's taxonomy places the organism in Eukaryota, Fungi, Ascomycota, Eurotiomycetes, Eurotiales, Aspergillaceae. The record is from RefSeq and is a predicted model, not a curated record. Gene Ontology annotation, molecular function: catalytic activity; protein binding. The coding region runs from base 1 to 2991 and encodes 996 amino acids. The transcript has 2 exons. Gene Ontology annotation, biological process: nucleoside metabolic process.
AUGCCGGACAGACAUCAUAAGGCUGGGCACCUGGGUCAAGAAGCAUAUGUCACAGAUAUUUCAUCCUUCGAUGACAGAAAGAGAAGUCGAGGCGAUACCGAUACCGACGAUGAUAGCCCGACGCCCAGUACAUCGAAGAGACGGAGGCCGGACGACGACUUCGAAAGUGACGAUAGAAAAUACCAAAAAGACUGCACGACAGGCACGUUCUCACAUGACGACUACACAGUUGGCUGGAUUUGCGCGCUUCCUAUCGAGAUGGCCGCGGCAAGAACUAUGUUGGACACUGUUCACGAGGCGCUUCCGAAUAGUCGAAAUGAUACCAACACGUAUAUCUUGGGGAAUAUUGCCAUGCACAACAUUAUCAUUGCAUGUCUGCCAUCGGGUCACUAUGGCACAAACAACGCGGCGACCGUGGCGAGCAACAUGCGCCGGAGCUUCCUUUCUAUACGCGUAGGACUGAUAGUCGGUAUUGGUGGGGGGGUCCCCGGAAAAGCCGACAUCCGACUCGGCGAUGUCGUGGUCAGCGAUAAAGGAGUGGUGCAAUUUGACUUAGGAAAGGCGGUUGGGGAGGGUCACUUCAGGCGGACAGGUACUCUGAACAGACCCCCACAUGCGCUCCUGACAGCCGUCGCCAAACUACGAGCGGAUCAUGUAUCAAAACCCAGCCAAAUGCCGUCGAUCCUUUCCAAUAUGCUUGAAAAAUACCCCCAGAUGACUAAAUACACCCACCGCGGUCCACUACAAGAUCGUUUAUUUGAUGGUACAUAUGACCACAUCCAGUCGAUGGACAGCUGCGAGCAUUGCGACACAUCCAGAUUGGUGAACAGGCCCGCCAGACGCAACGCUAAUCCGGAGAUUCAUUACGGAGCCAUCGCCUCUGGAAACCAAGUCAUGAGACACGGAAAGAUCAGGGACCAGCUGGCGCAAGAACUCGAUGUCCUGUGCUUCGAGAUGGAAGCGGCAGGAGUAAUGGACAGCAUCCCGUGUCUGGUCAUCCGCGGAAUUUGCGACUAUUCGGACUCUCACAAAAACAAGCAAUGGCAAGAGUAUGCAGCAGCAACGGCUGCAGCAUAUGCCAAAGAGCUUCUCUCCGUCACACCGGCCAGCGGGGCCAAGAAGAUGUCAAAGGUACCUUCAGCUGACACUGAUCGCCAAAAGCAUCUCUUGAAGUCUCUGAAGUUUGAGCAAAUUGAUGCUCGCCGCUCAGGCAUUAAGCCUAACCAUGUGGAGACAUGCCAGUGGCUGUUGACACAUUCCGAUUAUCUGGACUGGCUCGAUCCGAAAAAAGCCGUCGAACACCACGGCUUUCUAUGGAUAAAAGGAAAGCCCGGUGCUGGGAAGUCGACGAUCAUGAAUUUUGCCUAUACACAGGCGACCAAAGACAAGGCGGUCACAGUCAUCUCGUUCUUCUUCAACGCAAGAGGCGAUUCUUUGGAGCGGUCGACUACUGGGAUGUAUCGUUCUCUACUGUUUCAGCUCCUGAAUGCGCUACCAAGGAUCACCGAGGUGUUUAACGGGCCUGAACACAAGGAUAAACUCGACGACUUGCACGAGAGUAUUGUGAAUCAGAGCAGGCAUCCUGAGUGGCAAGUAGGGAUACUUCAAGGCCUGCUGCGGAGCGCAAUAGCGAAGAUCGAUCAACAACCUUUGACGAUCUUUGUUGACGCUCUUGAUGAGUGCGACGCGGAUCAAGUGGAGGAGAUGGUGGAGUACUUUGAAGAUUCCGCACAAUGCGCUGUCUCAAGCGGAACACGACUUAAUAUAUGUUUCUCUAGUCGCCACUAUCCACAUAUCGACGUCCAGUACGGCCGAAAAUUGAGCCUGGAACUUCAGGAGGGACACGAAAAGGACAUCGCCACUUACAUCCAAAGCAAGCUCAGAGUUGGGAAAAGUAAAACUGCCGAGGAUAUUAAAACCAAGAUGCGGGACAAAGCAGGCGGCAUCUUCAUGUGGGUUGUUCUAGUUGCCGAAAUUCUCAACACAGAAUAUAAAGGCGGCCGGAUCUUCGAUGUGAGGAAGCGGCUUGAUGCGAUACCAACCAAAUUGAGCGACCUCUUCAGGGAAAUCCUGUGCAGGGAUCAGAAGAACCUGCAAGAUUUGCAGCUUUGCAUCCAAUGGAUUCUUUUUGCGAAACGUCCGUUGAAGCUGGAAGAGUACUACUUCGCAGCCGUGUCUGGACUGAGUCCGGAUGAGUUGCGCGAAUGGGACCCGGAGGACGUCACCAGAGACGACAUGAACAGAUUCGUUCUAAGUUCUUCAAAGGGACUUGCAGAAACAACCAAGUCUACAGUUCAGUUCAUCCACGAGUCGGUGCGAGAAUUUUUUCUGAAAGAUGGCCUACGGGAGUUGUGGCCCGACCUCACAGCAGACUUCCAAAGUUUAAGCCACGGUCAACUACAGCAAUGUUGUUAUGCCUAUCUCAAGCUCGACAUCUCGGCCUAUGUGCCCUUCGGAACGACACUCCCAAAGGCAUCCUCUGAUCCGGCAAAAGAUUUGCGAAAAUCGGUGUCAGAUAAGUUUCCAUUCCUUAUAUACGCGACUCGCCAUGUCCUCUAUCAUGCCGAUGCUGCUACGAAUACAUUCCCACAGGACGAGUUCCUGGACACCUUCGACCUCGAAGCUUGGAUUAAUCUCGAUAACCUCUUCCAUAUAUAUAAUAGCCGCCGCCACACGCCGACUGCAAGUCUUGUGUACAUUCUUGCGGAGAACAACCUGGCAAAGCUCAUUAGGGCAGCACUCCGUCUCGACUCGAGGAUCAAUAUUCAAGGAGAACGAUAUCAAUAUCCUCUUUUCGCUGCCUUGGCUAAUGGCCAUCGAGAUGCCGUUAAAGCACUAUUACAAAAGGAGGCAAGCUGUCUACAAAAUGACAUCUCUGCGCAGCUGGAAUAUGGGGGGGAUUUUACAGCUCGCAAGGGUCAGACGCCGCUGUCGUGGGCCGCCGAGAAUGGGCACGAAGCCGUCGUCAGGCUGCUUCAAUCGACGAAAUAG